Molecule: messenger RNA, 1108 nt
Organism: Centruroides sculpturatus (bark scorpion)
Lineage: Eukaryota; Metazoa; Arthropoda; Arachnida; Scorpiones; Buthidae
Exons: 11
Coding region: 177-1010 (277 amino acids)
Source: RefSeq, a predicted model, not a curated record
CGGUGGUGCAUGAGCCCAAUUUUGAAAAACACUGGUCUAGUUGUUACUUGUUUGUGUUUUAACCGGUAGAGGUCAGAGAAUACAUGAAAUGGCGCCCGUUUUGACUAAUGUCGGUGAUGUGUCGGGAUGCAUUUUGUCAUUAUACUAAAGAAGUUUAAAAUCUAAAUUUAUAGAAGAUGAAGCUAGAAACUUACCGUCAAAUUGUAGAAGAAUGUCAUAAAAUUAAUGCUAACAAACUGGAUUCGUUAAAUGAAAAAUUCAGCGGAAUAUCAGAAAGGACAUUAGGAAGCAUAAUUUCUCAAGAAUAUCAGAAAAAAACAAAAAGAUUUUAUCACAUGCAUCAUUCUCCAGAUGUGACCAAUUCUUAUUAUGAACAGUAUUUGAAAGCGUCAAAAACAUGCAAACAACCUGGCUAUCUUUUAGAUAUAGCAGAAAAGGCAGAUCUUUCACCAGCACUAAUGGCUCGAAUUAUAUUGGAAAAAUAUUACACAAAAGAUGGUGAAUCAGUUAACAAGCAACAAAUAAAUCAAAUCAUGAAAGAUACUACUUUAAUUGAAGACAAAGAUUUUGCUGUUGAAAUCUAUUUGUGUAUUUUGAAUGAUGAAAUGUAUGGUUAUGUAUCAGAUGUAACAAAACAAUGUAUUGGUAUUGAUUAUGAAAAUAAGCUUAAAAAUGAACUGCAGAUACUGGGUGUGGCAUUUACAGAUGAAGAUGAGUUAAGAGAAAAGGGUUAUGAUAAGACACCAGAUAUCAAAUUAGAAGUGCCUAUAGAUGGUCAUAUUAUUAACUGGAUUGAAAGUAAAGCAUCCUUUGGAGAUGAAGAGAAUCACAAAACUUAUAUGCGGGAACAGUACUGGAGUUAUUGGAAUAGGUUUGGACCUGGCUUGGUCAUCUACUGGUUUGGUUUUAUUGAGGAGCUUGACACCAACCAAGACAAGGGAAUACUUCUAAAAGAUCAUAUGCCUAAAAAUAUAAGUUUUAUAAAUCCAUCCUUGUUGAUUAAAUUAUAGAGAAAAUGAUUGAAAGCUUUAAACUCCAUGUACAAAGUUCUAUAAUAUGUUUUAAACUUUGUGUUGUAAUUUUAAAUAAUAUUUUGUAUUUAAAAACA